Molecule: messenger RNA, 1969 nt
Organism: Rosa rugosa (rugosa rose)
Lineage: Eukaryota; Viridiplantae; Streptophyta; Magnoliopsida; Rosales; Rosaceae
Product: phenylacetaldehyde oxime monooxygenase CYP71AN24-like
Exons: 2
Coding region: 161-1696 (511 amino acids)
Molecular function (GO): heme binding; monooxygenase activity; oxidoreductase activity, acting on paired donors, with incorporation or reduction of molecular oxygen
Source: RefSeq, a predicted model, not a curated record
AACUCACCUCACACUGGUUUUUUUAAACUUAUCACUCCAGCUAGAAUUAGAAAGAACAAUAGUUCACGUAUAUUUCUGUCACUUGUAUAUAUGUUAUAUGUUAUAUAUAGGUUCUGCAUGAAUAAUUGUUUACAACCUAGAGAACCUCGAUACUGUGGCCAUGGCUCUGUUGAAUCAAUUCUGUGAAGAGCUAAAUACGAGCACUGUCUUCAAUCCCUUCCUGGUUUCUCUGCUCUUGCUUUUUAUCUUCGUUUUAUUUUCACUUUCUAGAUCAGUUGAGAAACUCAAAACGCCGCCUUCCCCAACAAGGUUGCCAAUAAUUGGAAACCUCCACCAGGUGGGCACACUCCCACACCGUUCUCUUCAUGCCCUUUCAAAGAAGUAUGGCCCUCUAAUGCUACUGCACUUGGGCCAAGUUCCAACACUAGUCGUUUCAUCUGCAAACAUGGCCAAGGAAAUAAUGAAGACUCAUGACAGUGUUUGCUGCAGCCGUCCCAAAUCUACAGCUGCAAAUAUAUUACUCUAUGGAUGCGGAGACAUAGCGUACUCUCCUUAUGGAGAGUACUGGAGACAAGUUCGGAAACUUUGUGUUGUUGAACUUCUAAGCCUUAAAAGAGUACAACAAUUUGAAUUUGCAAGAGAGGAAGAAGUUACAGAAUUGGUCAAGAGUAUACGCAAAGCAUGCCUGAGGAAGUCUCCCAUUAAUCUAAGUGACAUGCUGAGCACAACCUUCAACAACAUACUGUCUAGGUGUGUUACUGGAAACAGGUUUGUAGAGGAAAAUGAUAAUUGGUUUGGAGAGGCAUCAAGAAGGUUGUUGGUUCAACUCACGACUUUCAGUUUUGGAGAUAUGUUCCCUUGUUUGAGAUGGAUUGACAAUCUUAGAGGAUUCAUUGCAAGUUUGAAAGCAACUUCUGCCAAAUUAGAUGGGUUCUUUGAUCAGUUGAUUGAAGAACACAAGACCACAAAGGCAGAAGGUAUGCCCGAAACAAGUGAUUUUGUGGAUAUUCUUGUCAAACUUCAAAAAGAUGACAUACUUAACUUGGAUCUCACUCAAGACAACUUGAAAGCAAUCCUACAGGACAUGUUUAUUGGCGGAAGUGAUACUACAGCGACAGCUUUGGAAUGGCUAAUGGCAGAGCUUGUGAGAAAUCCAAGUGUGAUGAAGAAACUCCAACAAGAAGUAAGAAGAGUCGUGGGGAAAAAAGAAAAGAUAGAUGUAGAUGAUAUUAAUCAAAUGGACUUCUUAAAAUGUGUCAACAAAGAAACUUUAAGACUACAUCCUCCAGCUCCUCUUUUACUUCCGCGAGAAACAAUCGCAGCUGUAACACUGGGAGGUUACUAUAUCCCCGCAAAAACAAGGAUACUUGUCAAUGCAUUUGCAAUCCAAAGGGACCCCAAGUUCUGGGACAAGCCAGAGGAGUUCCUCCCGGAGCGAUUUGAGGACAACUCAAUUGAUUUUAAGGGCCAGGACUUCCAAUUUGUCCCGUUCGGUGGUGGGAGAAGAGGUUGUCCAGGGCUGGCCUUUGCGGUGGCUGGAGCUGAAUAUGUGGUUGCAAAUCUUCUGUACUGGUUUGACUGGAAGUUGCCAAAUGAUAAUGUUUCGGCCGAUGCCUUAGACAUGAGCGAGGUUUUUGGAAUCACUGUCCAUAAGAAAGCUCCUCUUCAUCUUGUCCCCAUACCAUACUCCCCUUAAUCACUCCACCUAGAGGCUUAAUGUUCAGUGUUCCAGUUGUUAUUUCAGUCUUUAUAUAUACAUACAUACCGUCCUAAAUAAACAUCUCAUGACGCACUUCUAUAUUGUGCUGGAGAGUUUGAACAAGUCCGAGGGUAGAAAUAUAUGUUGGUACGUGGCUGCGAAAUUUGGCCGAGUGCAAAAAUAAAAUUAAGAUCAGUACCAUCAAUCAUCCUAUUCUAAGACAUGUCUUUCUGCUGCUUUCUAUUUGUUUUUGGUGGUUGCGCAAUCCUG